Messenger RNA from Lucilia cuprina (Australian sheep blowfly), 1818 nucleotides. RefSeq lists its product as uncharacterized. Bases 1 to 1818 code for a protein of 605 amino acids. The transcript is spliced from 4 exons. Gene Ontology annotation, biological process: DNA integration. The record is from RefSeq and is a predicted model, not a curated record. Gene Ontology annotation, molecular function: nucleic acid binding. NCBI's taxonomy places the organism in Eukaryota, Metazoa, Arthropoda, Insecta, Diptera, Calliphoridae.
AUGAACACUAGAAACUCUUCUAGAGGUUCUAAGAACAGUUCAUUUUCUAGGACGCGUGGAUUAUCAGCUUCGCGAAACAAUAUAUCAAUAGAACUACAGGACAGUACUGGUGCUAAGCCUAAGGUAGUACAUUCUCCUACAAACAGGUCACAGGUUAAUAGGGCACAGAGCUCAAGCAAUUUAUCGUCAGCUAGUCUUUUCCAGGACAUAGUGGUAAUGGAUAACCAAAGUUCUACUUCGCAACCGCAAUUAGUUGCCACUUCUGGGGAAAUUCCUCCUAGAUCCUCUCUCAAUCCUAAUGUAGAUCCAUUUAUGCAUACUUCUGUUCCGAACAGCAAUGCUGCAGUACUUCCUAAUACAAAUUAUGUAAACCCUAAUGCGUCAAAUUCCUUUGACUCCUUAUUAGCAUUAAUGCAACAAACAAUGAGGACAACUCAAGAGGAAUUCCGAAGAGAAUUGACUUCGAUUAGAGAGAGUAUAUCUCAAAUUGGUAGUGCUCCAACUUCAUCUUCAAACAGACCACCUGAAAUGUUCCAUAAUUUUACCACAUCACAAACUCCCAAUUCUAAUCGGUUGUCAGAUCAAAGUAGGAUAAGCGAAAAUGUCAAUGUUAAAUUAGAGAAGUGGAAGAUCUCAACACGCUUUAAAAAACGCAAGUAUUUCCGAAAGCUAUCAGAAUCAACCGUUAUUAGUGGAUCUGAUGACAGACCAUUCGCAAAAGUAAAGGUUAAAGAUGAUACCCUGGUAGGAUUACUUGAUUCGGGGGCCAAUGUCUAUGCAUUAGGCAAAGAUUGUUUAACAUUUCUGGAGAAAAAUAGAAUACAUUAUACACCAAUUAAGUCUUCUGUUCGUACGGCAAGUGGCAAUAAACAAGAAGUUAUAGGUUUUUGUGUUUUGCCAAUAGGUUUUAAAGGCGUUACUAAGAACGUUACAUUUUAUAUAGUGCCAUCACUUAGCCAACAGGCCUAUUUCGGUGUUAACUUUUGGCGAGAGUUCGCGCUUGCUCCUGAUAUCAUUUCAACCAAUUUGGGACAAAUUUCAGAUAUUUCUUUGGACUCAAGUUUGGAAAACUUUCACGACCUUACUCCUGAGCAAAAGCUCAUUUUAGAAAAAACAAUUUUAGAAUUUCCCUCAUACGAAAAGUUGGGACUAGGCACAACUGACGUUUUACAACAUCAUAUUGACACAGGCGAUGCAGCUCCCAUAAAGUGUAAACACUAUCCUUUAUCCCCUCCCAGACAAGAAGAAGCUUUUCAAGAAAUCGAAAGAUUAUUAAAACUAGGCGUUAUCGAAGAAUCUAACUCUCCGUGGUGCUCACCGGCAGUACUUGUAAGAAAACCUGGAAAAGUGAGGCUCUGCAUAGAUUCCAGGAAGCUGAAUGAGGUAACGAAAAAGGACUCGUACCCAUUGCCUCACAUCAAUGGAUUACUAAGUAGACUCAAAGAUACGUACUAUAUCACUGGAAUAGAUCUUAAAGAUGCAUUUUUACAAAUUCCAUUGACUGACUCAUCCAAAGAAAAGACUGCUUUUGUGAUACCGGAUCAUCUGACAAAAUUUGUUUUUCUGAAACCAAUGAAGGCAGCUACAACAUCCAAUGUUAUUUUAUUCUUUGAAUCCGAAAUUUUUCCAACCUAUGGAGUACCGAGAUUUAUCCAUAGCGAUAAUGCUAAGCAAUUUCUGUCAAAGGAAAUGAAAGAUUUUUAUGAUUUAUAUGGUAUAUCUCAUGUAACUACAGGAUUUUAUGCACCUCAAUCCAAUGCAUCGGAACGUGCCAACCGUGGUCUGUUUGAAGAUGAAGUUGGAGCACUACCAAUUUGA